AUGCGCAGCUUCGGGACCUACGCAGCGCUUCUGCUCUCGCUCUCGGCGGCCUCCAUCGGCGUCGUCGGCGCGGCGACGUGCUCCACCAUCCAGCCCAACACCGACUACUUUGGCAACGACAUCAAGUCGACGUCCCAAGCGAGCCCCAGCAAUUGCUGCGGGGACUGCGCGGCCACCCCGGGGUGCAUCCUCUAUGUCUGGACGAGCCAGAGCGGUGGCACGUGCUACCUCAAGAGCGCAGCGGGCACCUCGUCCAACAAGCCGGGUGCGCAGGCGGCGUUCCUCGUGCCUAGUACGUGCAACAACUUGCAGCCCAACAUCGACUACUUUGGCAACGACAUCAAGUCGACGUCUCAAGCGAACCCCAGCAACUGCUGCAACGACUGCGCGGCCACGCCCGGGUGCAUCCUCUACGUUUGGACGAACCAGAGCGGCGGCACGUGCUACCUCAAGUCGGCUCAAGGCGCGCCGUCCAACAAGCCGGGCGCACAGUCGGGGUUUCUUGGCACGACACCGACACCGACGCCAACACCGACGCCAACACCGACACCAACGCCAACGCCAACGACCUGCACCAACUACCAGAGCAACAUCGACUACCCCGCCGACGGCCGCUAACUGCUGCAACGACUGUGCCGCGACCCCCGGCUGCGUUCUCU
This is a messenger RNA of Saprolegnia diclina VS20, 659 nucleotides long. RefSeq lists its product as hypothetical. Lineage: Eukaryota; Oomycota; Saprolegniomycetes; Saprolegniales; Saprolegniaceae. Gene Ontology annotation, molecular function: protein binding. The transcript has 2 exons. Gene Ontology annotation, cellular component: extracellular region. The record is from RefSeq and is a predicted model, not a curated record. The coding region runs from base 1 to 618 and encodes 205 amino acids. Gene Ontology annotation, biological process: proteolysis.